Messenger RNA from Molossus molossus (Pallas's mastiff bat), 661 nucleotides. It is a transcript of the gene ZNHIT3, whose product is annotated as zinc finger HIT-type containing 3. Lineage: Eukaryota; Metazoa; Chordata; Mammalia; Chiroptera; Molossidae. Gene Ontology annotation, cellular component: nucleus; pre-snoRNP complex. The record is from RefSeq and is a predicted model, not a curated record. Bases 59 to 529 code for a protein of 156 amino acids. The transcript is spliced from 5 exons. Gene Ontology annotation, molecular function: protein binding. Gene Ontology annotation, biological process: box C/D snoRNP assembly; snoRNA localization; maturation of LSU-rRNA from tricistronic rRNA transcript (SSU-rRNA, 5.8S rRNA, LSU-rRNA).
GCACGUGGGACGCGCCGCCUGAGGAGCGCGCGGGAGGGGGAAAGUCCGCCGAGAAACCAUGGCGUCGCUCAGUGGUCGCACCGCGGUCUGCGUGAUCUGCCUGGAGAAGCCCAAGUACCGCUGCCCCGCCUGCCGCGUGCCCUACUGCUCGGUGACCUGUUUCCGGAAGCACAAAGAACAGUGCAAUCCUGAAACUCGUCUUGUUGAGAAAAAAAUAAGAUCAGCUGUUACUGCAAAAACUAUAAAGCCUGUGGAAAACAAAGAUGAUGAUGACAACUCUAUAGCUGAUUUUCUCAAUAGUGAUGAGGAAGAGGACAGAGUUUCUUUGCAGAAUUUAAAGAAUUUAGGGGAGUCUGCAGCAUUAAGAAGCUUACUGCUCAAUCCACACCUUAGACAGUUGAUGGUCAGCCUGGAUCAGGGAGACGACAAGGCCAAGCUCAUGAGAGCCUGCAUGCAGGAGCCCUUGUUUGUGGAGUUUGCGGACUGCUGUUUAAGGAUCGUGGAACCAUCCCAGAGUGAGGAUUCUUAACACAUUGUUGACUGGCAAUUUUACGAAGAAGUUAUCUCAUGUCAUGGGCUAGUUUUUUGUAACUGAGUAUGAAAGUGAAACAGUCUAAAUAAACUCCAGUAUACUUUAUUUAUACAUAAUGAAUUUAAGUGA